Messenger RNA from Neltuma alba, 1660 nucleotides. Its product is annotated as amino acid transporter AVT1I-like. The record is from RefSeq and is a predicted model, not a curated record. Gene Ontology annotation, cellular component: vacuolar membrane. Gene Ontology annotation, molecular function: L-amino acid transmembrane transporter activity. The transcript has 3 exons. Lineage: Eukaryota; Viridiplantae; Streptophyta; Magnoliopsida; Fabales; Fabaceae. Gene Ontology annotation, biological process: amino acid transmembrane transport. Bases 133 to 1455 code for a protein of 440 amino acids.
GUUACAGCCAUCUUCUUCUUCUUAUAUAUAUAAAUUAUAUAUUCUGAAGAAGGUGAGAUCACCCUGUGGCUGGUUUACAGAGACUUCACCCAAAGAGAGACACGAGAUCUUUUCCCUUUCUCGAUCGUAUCCAUGGCUUCAGAGCAAGUUGCUGCAGAUACGUCUUCAGUAAUCAUACCACUUCUGGCUGAUGACAAGGCUCUUCUGAAACGGCAUGUGGCGGCGACGGCUGCGGCGGCGAAAGGUGGCGAUGAUCUCCACAGCCUUCAAGUGGGAAAUACGUCCUCUUUCAAGACUUGUUUUCAUGGGAUCAAUGCUAUUUCAGGAAUUGGAAUCGUAUCAAUCCCUUAUGCACUAGCAUCAGGAGGAUGGUUAAGCAUAUCAUUAUUAUUUCUCAUAGCCAUUUCCUGCUAUUACACUGGCUUACUGGUUCAAAGAUGCAUGGACAUGGACCCUCACAUAAAGACCUUCCCUGACAUUGGAGAACAUGCUUUUGGAAGUAAAGGAAGGCUAAUGGUCUCAAUCGCCAUGAACUCUGAGCUCUACCUUGUGGUCACAGGCUACUUAAUCUUAGAAGGAGACAAUCUCAAUAAGUUGAUUCCAAAUAUUAAUCUUCAUAUUGCAGGCUUCACAAUUGGUGGAACCACUCUUUUUGCUGUACUUGCAGCUCUUGUUAUUUUGCCUACUGUUUGGUUACAGGAUUUGAGUCUUCUCUCUUAUGUUUCUGCGAGUGGUGCUUUGGCUUCCACUGUGUUUCUUGUCUCUCUCCUUUGGAAUGCUACCAUUGAUGGAACUGGAUUCCAUGGAAAGGGAACUACCGCUAUCAAAUGGAGUGGGAUUCCUGCUGCUGUUAGCUUGUACGCCUUUUGUUAUAGUGCUCAUCCCGUCUUGCCAACCCUCUAUAAUUCCAUGAGAAACAAAAGCCAGUUUUCCAACGUAUUGCUGGUAUGCUUUUCAGUAUGCACUCUUGGAUAUGCAGCAGCAGCUAUAUUGGGCUACUUAAUGUUUGGGCAACAAGUUGAAUCCCAAGUCACUCUAAACCUUCCCACAGGAAAAUUCAGCUCACAAGUUGCAAUCUACACAACCUUAGUGAAUCCCAUAGCCAAAUACGCCUUAAUGCUCACACCAAUUGUGAAUGCUGUGAAGAAAUUAGUUUCAUGCCAAUACAAUAACAAAAGGCUCACACACCUCAUUGUGAGUACUUCACUUCUUAUCAGUACUGUGAUUGUUGCUGUGGCCAUUCCUCUCUUUGGAUACCUCAUGUCUCUUGUUGGAGCUUUGUUAAGUGUUUCUGCUUCCAUUUUGGUUCCUUCUGUGUGUUACUUGAAGAUUUCUGGAGCUUAUAAGACAUUUGGGUCUCAAAUGAUCAUCAACUAUGGGAUUGUGAUUAUGGGUUUGGCUAUUGCUGCUGUAGGAACUUACACUUCUCUCGUAGAUAUUGUUGGUCAUUUGUAAAAUCUGUAUUAUAAAGCUGUGUCGUACGAGAAUAAUUACCUCUAUCUUUGUUUAAUUAUUUUGAUAGUUGUUCAAGAACAUGAUUUGGUAUGUGGUUGUACUUUUUGUUAUGAUUUUGGUAAUUUUUAAAUAUGUUAGUGUCAUUCAUGAUGCUUUGUACUCUGUUUUGACGACAAGAAUAUUCGAAGGUGCAAGGUUUAGUCUA